Molecule: messenger RNA, 957 nt
Organism: Apiotrichum porosum
Lineage: Eukaryota; Fungi; Basidiomycota; Tremellomycetes; Trichosporonales; Trichosporonaceae
Exons: 2
Coding region: 1-957 (318 amino acids)
Source: RefSeq, a predicted model, not a curated record
AUGACCACCCUCAUCACCAUCCCCGCCGUCACGGCGUUCCACCUCCCAGCACCAGGAGCCACUCCCGUCCCCCUCGCACAGGGCGACCUCGCCCUCUCCCUCCUCCCAGCCGCCCCUCCCACGCGCCCCGCAGAGGUCCUCACUCUCAGCAUUGGCUCGUCAGCCUUUGUCCUCGCGCGCAACUCGCCCGUCCAAAAGACCAAGUCCAAGAACGAGCACCCGUCGUUCGUCUUCACCCCAGCCCCCCGCGACGAUGGCAGGAGCAUUGGCCAGGUCCGCAUCGACAUGAAGGACAGCACCAACCCCGACGCGUGGGAGGCAACCGAGCAGGCCUGUACCGCCCUCCAGGCCGAGCUCAAGGCCCACAACAUGUGGGAGGACAAGAUGCUGUUCGUUGACGACGAGUACGAGACCGGCGGGCCCAUCACCGGCCCCAAGGUCGGAUGGGGCGAGAGCAUCGCCUCCAACGUUCUCUGGGCCGGCAACGCCCUUGCGUCAAGGCUCACUGGCCGCGCCGCCGCCGAGCCUGUUCUCCCCACCUCCGCCCCAGCAACCUACAGCUACACUGCUACCCUUGCGUCCCCCAACACACAGGCUCCGGCCGCUGCUCCCGCAAGCCCUACAGACGAGUUCAAGGCCCUCGCGUCCAACUCGUGGCACCAGGCAACGAUCGCCGCACAGGGUCUCGGCGCGGCGGCUGUGGCGGUCGGCGGCGCGCUGGGCGAGCAGGCCCGCCACACCAUCGACUCGCUCGGUACCGCUGGUGGUCCUCCCGCUGCCACCCAGGCUGCUUCCCCCACCACCCCCACUACUGCCCCCCCUCCUCCUCCUCCCGCAGCCAAGGCUGCUGAGGUGGUUGCCGAGGUCGCCGAGCCCACCGGCCCCGCUCCCCCUGACGGGUACACCGUCACUGAGUCGACUUCGGCUCCCGCUGCCGCACCCGAGGCGUCCAAGUAG